AUGAAACAAUCAUUGAUUAUAUACUCAUGGUUGAUCUUCUUUACCAAAGUCUAUGCUGACUUUUUUUGGGCUCUUGAUCUAGAUUAUUUUUUGCGUGACAGCACCAAUGUUCUACAUAAUGGAACUCACGGUAUUGACAUUGUUUAUGUUGGUGGUGUGGAAUUGAAUAAUACCUACCCCGAAUCACUCCUUUAUGGCAUUGACUUAACUGGUACAGAAGUGUCUGCUAUAAGUACUCAAUUGGCAGCAGGUGUUAAAGCUGUUCACGAUUCGACUAAUGCUUCGACGAUAAAAUCUUACUCAUACCAUUUCUGCAAUGGACAUUUGAGUACUGUCAAAGUUAGAAGAAAUCCAGGCUCCAAAUUUUACAGGGACCAACUUACUGUUGUAAUCAAGUACGGACAGCACAAAACAGCCACACAAGUUUUAUCCGAAACUGAAGUAAUAUCUGCCCAGUGGAUUAAAUCCAAUACAAAGUGUGUGAAAAAAGAAAAAAUAAUUCCCAUCGGCAAUUGGGAUCUAGCUGCUGGUUAUAUCAGCUUUGAAGGUUGUGCUGAUUCGAUUUCAGACUCAUUGUUGGAAUUGGGAACAAAAUACGCCAAUAGAGCUAUUGGAAAUCUUCCUAACCAAGAUACUUGGAAGGCUGAUUUUUCUCAUGGUUCAUGGAACGUUUGUAUGAAAAUUGCAAACAAGUUGUACUAUCUGUUGUAUGAUUUUCGGAACGCAGUCAACUCAACGGGAAAAGAUUUCAAAGUUCCAUAUAGGCACGAUGAGCUAUAA
This is a messenger RNA of Meyerozyma guilliermondii ATCC 6260, 780 nucleotides long. RefSeq lists its product as uncharacterized. The record is from RefSeq and is a predicted model, not a curated record. The coding region runs from base 1 to 780 and encodes 259 amino acids. The transcript has a single exon. NCBI's taxonomy places the organism in Eukaryota, Fungi, Ascomycota, Pichiomycetes, Serinales, Debaryomycetaceae.